AUGGCGGAGAAGACAAACGGAGUAGCAGAAGAAGAGAACUUCAACCAAGAGAAGAAAACGACAACGGAAAACCUAUACGACGUCGUUCAUAGUCUCAUAUCAGAACCUUCUUACACUGUAAAUCGGAUCAAAACCUCUCUUUCCCCUUUCAUCCCCGAAGCUUCUAGAAACUACACUCGCCGUGUUCUUCUCUGGUCUCGCCAAGGCUCUCCCCUCCGCCCUCUCCUUCUAAUUUCGGUUGGGACAAUCGCGCUUGUUCCCUUGACAGGACUCAUUACCUUUAUCCUUCUCCUUCUUGUUGCAACUAUCAAUGCCAUCGUCGUCUCUCUUCUCAUUUCUUUGGCUGUAGCUGGAGGAUUCUUGGCUCUUUUCUUUGCUUUAGUUACAGCGACAUAUAUUGGAGCAUUAUCAGUGGCCAUAUUUGCUAUUUCCACAAUAACGUUUUGGACAACAGUGGCUAUUGUCAUAACUACAGGAUGGGUUGGAUUCUUUUAUACUGUAUGGUUGGUAACUACAAAGAGCCUUGGAUUUGCAAAACACUCGAUAAGCGCAAGUGGAUCAGCAAUUUCAACUUAUUCUGCUGCUUGGGGUAGCCGCAACCUUUUACACAAACAUUCCGAUUAG
Lathyrus sativus (Indian pea) is the source of this 624-nucleotide messenger RNA. The record is from the annotation of a GenBank genome assembly. NCBI's taxonomy places the organism in Eukaryota, Viridiplantae, Streptophyta, Magnoliopsida, Fabales, Fabaceae.